Podarcis lilfordi (Lilford's wall lizard) is the source of this 7494-nucleotide messenger RNA. The record is from the annotation of a GenBank genome assembly. Lineage: Eukaryota; Metazoa; Chordata; Lepidosauria; Squamata; Lacertidae.
AUGGAGAGUAAAUGGUUGACAUAUGCUGAUUUAUUGUUGGAAGACAAUGAAGGUUUUAAAUUACUGGUCAACUCACCACUGUGUGCUAACCACACCUGCCACUUAGCUAUGCUGCAGUUUCUCUUUGAUGGUAGCGUGACAUCCAAGUGUGGAACAGGUGAGUGAUGCCUCCAGCGACCUGGCAGGUGCAAGGAAAACAGAGAAACCCAAACAAGACGUACCCUGGCUGCAUUUGGUUCAUAUUAUUUACCUUUAAUGGCCUCAUGGCUGUCAAAGUGACGCAAUGGCUUAAAGAGUUAUAGGUGAGUGGUAAUGACUGUCCUUGAGCUAAUGAGGCUUAAUUGCUUCAAAUUUGCAAAAGUCUUUGAAACAGGCUCUUGCUGCAGCCCAUUGGUGGUGGGUGGAAGGUAAUAAUAAUAAUAAUAAUAAUAAUAAUAAUAAUAAUAAUAAUAAUAAUUUAUUAUUUAUACCCCGCCCAUCUGGCUGAGUUUCCCCAGCCACUCUGGGCGGCUCCCAAUUGAGUGUUAAAAACAAUCCAGCAUUAAAUAUUAAAAACUUCCCCCAAAAGGGCUGCCUUUUAAAGAUAGGAUAUCUGCUUAUUUCCUUCACAUGUGAAGGGAGGGUGUUCCACAGGGUGGGUGCCACUACUGAGAAGGCCCUCUGCCUGUUUCCCUGUAACCUCACUUCUCACAAUGAGGGAACCGCCAGAAGGCCCUCGGCGCUGGACCUCAGCGUCCGGGCAGAAUGAUGGGGGUGGAGACGCUCCUUCAGGUAUACUGGACCGAGGCCGUUUAGGGCUUUAAAGGUCAGCACCCACACAUUGAAUAAUGCUCAGAAACGUACUGGGAGCCAAUGCAGGACCGGUGUUAUGUGGUCUCAGCUGCCGCUCCCAGUCACCAGUCUAGCUGCUGCAUUCUUGAAUAAUUGCAGUUUCCGGGUCACCUUCAAAGGUAGCCCCACAGAGCGCACUGCAGUAGUCCAAGCGGAAGAUAACCAGAGCAUGCACCACUCUGGCGAGACAGUCUGCGGGCAGGUAGGGUCUCAUCCUGUGUACCAGAUGGAGCUGGUAGACAGCUGCCCUGGACACAGAAUGGACCUGCGCCUCCAUGGACAGCUGUGAGUCCAAAAUGACUCCCAGGCUGCACACCUGGUCCUUCAGGGGCACAGUUACCCCCUUCAGGACCAGGGAGUCCCCCACAUCCGUCUGCCCCCUGUCCCCCAAAAACAGUACUUCUGUCUUGUCAGGAUUCAACCACAAUCUGUUAGCCACCAUCCAUCCUCUAAUUGCAAGAGAGCAAGUUCAGGAAACCAGGUUUAGGGUUUAGGGUUUAGGGUUUAGGGUUUAGGGUUUAGGGUUUAGGGUUUAGGGUUUAGGGUUUAGGGUUUAAGGUUAGGGUUAGGUUUAGGGGUUGGGGUUGGGGUCAUGAAGAGUCGGACACAACUAAGCGACAAAACAACAACAACAAUAACAAGGAAAAGCGGGACAUUCCGAGAUCAAAUCAGAAACAGGGACAGCUUUUCUAAAUCAGGGGUGUUCCUGGAAAAUAGGGACUCUUCAAGUCUGAUCUACUAGUCCAGGAUCCUGCUCUCUCAGUUGUCCAUGAGAAGUCCGCAAGCAGAAGAGGAGUGUAGCAACACUCUCCUCAUUUGUGAUUUGCAGUAAUUAGAAUUAGGAGGAUUGAGGAAGGACUUCAGCAUCAUGGCUAGUUGCCACGGAAGGUCUUAUUCCCACUCUGACACUCAAAUUGCACGGAUCAGAGAUAAUCCUGACAGAAGAACUUGGUAGUCGUGGAAGGACUCAGGAAAUCUUAAAUUGACUGCUGCCAGCUGGCCUACACUUGGCCCUUGUUCCAGGGGAGGGAGGCAGAGAUGUUUCUAUGGGCUGGAAGAGGCCGUUUCAACUCAGAAGUGCCUACCCAUUCUCCACAAGGCUGACCACACAAAGUGUUCAUUUUGGAGCUUGGCUGAUGUGGUUGGGACCUGCCAGUAUCAGCGCUCAGUUUGACACCCAUCUGACCUCUAAAUGGGAUAAAUGGAAUGAGGAUGUCUUCUUCUAAAAUCAUCUCCUGCCAAGGAGGUGCCAGUUAUUUCCUCUUGGGAGAGAGUCAGAAACCACACAAGCCUUCUCAGACCCUACUCAGAUGAAGGAUGUCAAAACUUGAUCUUGAUCCCCAGAUCCUGGUGUCACCAUCUUUCUGAUUGGCCAGGUUGAGCCACGUCAGGCAAGCUCUGUCCAUUGGGAAGGGGAUAAAAACUGGAGGUGCAGGACUCCUCUGGAAGCAGGGAAGUCUCAGUUCCAGUUGGGGGAGAAGAACCUGUGUCUCCUGUCCCACCAAGAGCAACUGACGCUUCUGCAGAUCCCGAGAAAGAGAGGCAAGGUAAGUCAAGAAAACCCACUGGAUAUGAUUAUUGAAGCCUAGAACACCUCCCAAAAAAGAAUGUCUGGACCCUGAAUGCCCCACAGAAUGGGCAUAUCUAAAACCGUGGUUUUCUUUUCUUUUCUUGACAUUAAACGUCAGUUAGGCACUGUGGCGAUCACACAGGGUCCCCAGACAUUUAACGGUCUAUUGAUCCCUGUGCCACCACUGUGCUUGCUUCCCUGCUGUCACCAACCAGUUACUCUCUGGUAAAACACUGAGUCCAGUCAGUUGUUAAAAGUGAGCCAAAAAAACAAGUUUAUUUUACAAACAAUAACAAGUUUAUGGUUUCUCAGAUAAUAUUCCUGUCAGUAUCUUAACUUUAGUUUCUUUACUGGCCUAUACCUUCCUAAGGGACGCGGGUGGCGCUGUGGGUUAAACUACAGAGCCUAGGACUUGCCGAUCAGAAGGUCGGCAGUUCGAAUCCCCACAACGGGGUGAGCUCCCGUUGCUCAGUCCCUGCUCCUGCCAACCUAGCAGUUCGAAAGCACGUCAAGUUCGAAAGCAGAUAAAUAGGUACGGCUCCGGCGGGAAGGUAAACGGUGUUUCCAUGCGCUGCUCUGGUUUGCCAGAAGCGGCUUAGUCAUGCUGGCCACAUGACCCGGAAGCUGUGCACCAGCUCCCUCGGCUAAUAAAGCGAGAUGAGCGCCGCAACCCCAGUCGGCCACGACUGGACCUAACGGUCAAGGGUACCUUUACCUUUACCUUUACCUUUCUAAUACCUUCUGACUGAUUAUCUCAACUGUUUGACUGACUCCUCUUAACAAAUUCUUUCUCUCAUACACACACACCAGACUAGCCCAACCCACAGACUUAUCCUGUCUCUUCUAACUCCAGACUGUCUUCUCAACAACUCCAACUCUAACUCACUCAAAAACCCUCUGGGAUUAAACCUUAUACACAGCUAACUCUACCCCCUGGGUUCCCAUGGGUUAGUCAUUUUACAAUUAGUUAACCCUUUCCCUAUGAACCCAGUAUGAUGUCACACACAUUGGAGGGCAAACGCCACAGGCACCUCUAGCACUUUGGAGAAUAAGAGUUCUCCAGGCCAACCCAAUAGCGCUUGUUGCAGGAAACCGCCCCCCCCAAUCAUUCAGUUUGUACAAACACCACACACACACACACACUACAUAACCGACGCUUCUGUUAUAAAUUCAGCUGUUCUUCGGACCUGUACCAUUCCACUUUUAUUUUACACCAUGAGGGAAGGACUAUCAAAGGAGGGAGACUUGACACAAGGCAGCCAACACGUCCACAGUGAGCCCUACCCAGUUGGCAUGACAACCUUGAUGGUCCUAGACAGAAGACCAUCACACUCACAAAGGACCUGCAUAUGGGAAUGGAUUCAGUACGGACUGAAACACAGGACAGUGACCAGCCCUUCCCUCUAGGGGCAGGAAACAGUGAAGUCCACUUUGUCCUCAAGAAUGUAAUCAGGGGCAGGGGGAAAGGAGGAACCGGCCAGGUGACAAGACACUCAGGUUACCACCACAACUCCUCCCUGAACCCCUCCUCUUUGUGAUGUGUCAAUGAUGGAGUCAUGAUGGAGUUGUGAUGUAGUCUUAGGGGUGUAGCGUGGGGGAUUAGUAGCUAAUAAAAGUUGGGGUCUUCUUUUGUUCAGGGCUUCCAUCUUGUUCCACCUUGUGGCAGGUGGGAGUCCUGUUGCAACCGUCUUCAAUAAAGACCAAGCCGACUGGCUGCUGUUUUGCUCUGGUAUUCCUGGCUGGUGUCCUUGUUUUUUGUCCAAGGGAGCCAUUGGCUGCUAAGGAGGAACCGAACCCUCACAGCUCCAGCCUAGUCUCCCCCUGACUGCCUUCUCUGCUCCCUCCUUGCAGAUGCUCCUCGUCUGGACUUUGCUGCUGCCCCUGGUACUUCUGGCACGGCGUGGGGAGGCCCAGAGCUCCGAGCCUGACCUGGAAAGUACCAGUAAGAGCGGGGAAAAGGGAAUGGAAAGGGGUAAUCGCCUGUGGGCAAGCAAAAUGGUGCCCCUCCCCGCGAACAGAGGGCACUCUUAUUCCUCCCCCAACCAAUGGCUUAUAAGCUGGUUUCUGACAGUGAAAAUCUGGAGGUCACCUUACUCCAUGCAUGGGUAGGUGGCCUAGGAGUUGGGGGGGGGGGUGGAGCAGCAAUGAGGAAGAUUUCCAUGUUGUGGCUGGCAUCCACUGCAUUCUCCCAAAAUUCAAAAUGUAGCCACUGGUCCAAAAUAUAGGUGACCCUGCAGGUCUAUGCCAGGGCUGAAACUCCUUCAGUUCACCUGGUCCCAAGUCGUUCAGGUGUUUACAUGUUAGAAACAAGUCCUCGAAGAUGCCCCGGCAGGUAACUGACAGCUUCCUCAGCACAGGUGUAAUAUGUACUAUCCACUCAGCAACUUGGCCGCAGCAUCAUGUGCCAGAUGCAGCUUCUGAACCCAUCCCAAGGGACGUCCCACAUAGGGUGCAUUACAGUAGUCCAGUUGUAACAUUACCAACGCAUGCAUCGCCAUGGCCAAAGUAUUCCUGUCCCGGAAAGGGCAGAGUUGGUGCACCAACCUAAGGUGAAAAUGGGUGCUUCUGCCCACAGAGGUAAUCUGAAGCUCCAUUAAGAAAGACGGAUCUAGGAGCCCCCCAAAACUCUGCACCUCAUCCUUCAGAGGGUUCGCAAUCUCAUCUGGCAAUGGGGAAGUCCCCAACUUCUGGACCUGGAAACUGAUCGCCCACAAAGUCUCGUUCUGGCCAGGAUGAGUAUGAUGACUGCAAACCACUCGGAGGAUUUAUGACUGGCAAAUGCAAUAUAAAUUUUGUAAAACAGAAUGACAUUUAUUGGCACUGCUGUUAUCUGUAGGUUAACUGCUAGUUCUUAAUAUGGGUGGCAACUGGGAGAACAGGAUGAUGGACUAGAUGGGCCCUUUUGGCCUGAUCCUGCUGUGUCAGGACUAUUCUUGUGUUCUUACUGCUCCCUUACUUGCAAAGCCAAUGUGGUGUAAUGGUUAAGAGCGGUGGACUCGUAAUCUGGGGAACCGGGUUCGCGUCUCCACUCCUCCACAUGCGGCUGCUGAGUGACCUUGGGCUAGUCACACUUUUCUGAAGUCUCUCAGCCCCACUCACCUCACAGAGUGUUUGUUGUGGGGGAGGAAGGGAAAAGAGAUUGUGAGCCGCUUUGAGACUCCUGAAGGGGAGUAAAAGGCAGGAUAUCAAGUCCAAACUCUUCUCCUUCUUCCUCUCCUCCUCCUCCUUCUUCUGCCCCGUCUUCUUUCUAUCAAGCUGUUGCUCCACCUCGCAACUUGGCCAGAGGCCGCCCAGCCUGUCAGUCCUCCACUUCCCCCCAUCCAAGAGAUCCGUCAGCCGGCAAAGCUGUCGAUGGGAACUCUGACGGGGUCUUCAAUCAUGCCUCCUGCACCCACACCCAUCAAGAAUAUGGACCAUGGUGGCAUGUGGAAUUGGACGACCGGUAUGCUAUCUCCUCUGUGGUGGUGAAAAACCGUGCAGACUGCUGCAGCGAGAGACUCCUGGGAGCCCAGAUCCGUGUGGGAGACCACGUGAUUGACCAUGGCAAGUUCAACCCCCUGUAAGUUCCCGUUGCCCCUCCCCUCCCCACUUGUCCUUCAGCCAAGGCAUCCCAGGAGACACUCUCAAGAUCACCGCCUGCAGAUUCGUUCACUUGUAGCUCCUUUGUGGAUUCUGCCCAUAUUUCAAGACCUGCUUCUGUGUGGAAUGGCAAGGGCUAAUUCCUGCUCCUAGGUGGAAAGGCCUCUCUGAUUUCUCCACUUGGAUGCUUCACUGAUGUCUCAAUUUCAAUAAGUCCAAGACUGAACUUCUCAUCUUUCCUCCCCUCCCUCUUCUUUCACUCUCCCUCUUCCCUGACACUCCUGCCUUCUUCAUCAAGCAUGAAGCCAUGACUUCCCCUUGGACUCCCCUUUGGUUUGAAUCCUAUCCUCGAGAGUGAACAAGCAUGUUCCCUCCUCCAUGUGACAGUCCUAAGAUAGUGGAAGAAGGCUAUCAUCUCCUCUCAGUCACCUCUUUUCCAGGCUAAACAUACCCAGGUCCCUCAACUGUGCUUCAUAAGGCUUGGUUUCCAAACCCUUGAUCAUCUUGGUUGCCCUUUGUGGCGUUUGCCCUCCUAGGUGGGUCAUAAGGAAAGGGUUAAAUGAGUGUGAAGUGAUUGGCCAGUGGGAACCCAAGAGGAGGAGUUAGAGUUAGAGUUGGAGUUGUUUGGAAGUCAGUUGGGAGUUGGAGAAGGAAGAGCGAGGACAAGUCUGUGGGUUGGUCUAGUUUUGAUGUGAGAGUGAGUGAAACUGUUAGGAGGAGUCAGAUAGACAGUUGGGAUAAUCAGUUAGAAGUUAUUAGGAAGGUAUAGGCCAGUAUAGAAACUAAGGAUAAGAAACUGACAAGAAAAAUUAUCUGAAACCAUAAACCUGUUAAGGCUUAUAAAAUAAACUUGAUUAUUUGUUUUAAUGUUAACAACUGUCUGGACUCAGUGUGUACCCGACAGAAAUGGGUUGGUGGCAGCGGGGAAGUUAUCAUAGUGGUGGCACAGGGAUCAAUAGACCGUCAAACGUCCGGGGACCCUGUGUGAUGCCACAGCCUCCUCUGCAAACUUUCCAGCUUGUCAACAUCCUUCUGAGACUGUGGUGCCCAGAACUGGACACGGGACUCCAGGCAUGUUCUGACUAAGGCAGAAUAGAGGGGUACUAUUAUUUCCCUUGAUCUGGACACUAGACUUCUGUUGAGGCAGCCUAGAAAAGCAUUGGCUUUUUUUGCUGCUGCAUCACACUCUUGACUCAUGUUCAGUUUGUGGUCCACCAAGACCCCUAGAUCCUUUUCACAUGUACUGCUAGUGAGCCAGGGGCUCCUGCAGCCAUGGAAAUGCCUCAGAGGGUAGACGGAGUCAUUCUGAAUUGUUUCCACCCCAAGGUUGACCUCCCGUUUCUCUUUGUAGCUGUGGGACCAUCAACGAUUAUGGUCCUGGCUCCAUCAGCACCAUCAGUUGCCAGGGGAUGAAGGGUCGCUAUGUGAGCGUGAACCACUCUGGACUAGCUAUCCUGACCUUGUGUGAGGUGGAAGUCUAUGGAACAAAGUUGGAGGAUGAGUCUCAGGGAUAA